CCAUUUGCAGGGAAUUGCCGGUGUGCUCUGAGACAAACCUUUCCUUGGUGCAUUCUGCCUUUGCCUGUAACGAUGAGCUCACCUCCAAAUGAUAUUCCCAUCCUGUCGACCUCGCCGGUGACUGCGCAAGGCGGCCCGCCAGUCCAUCGCAGGGACAGCGUCACCCCAAGCGACGACCGUCCUCGACAUUCACCUACUCUUGUUCGCUCUUUCGACCCCAAUGACCCUCAAGUAAGGGAACGCCAAAGGACCAUGGACGUUGACAUGGCCAUGCAUCUUUCCAGAGCACGUCGAGAGACCAUAAUAUCGUCCCCAGUGUCGUCUCCAUACGAAACUCUGGCUCCUCAGGAUGCAAUAUCGGCGCUCUCGCCCAAUGAAGAGAACGAGAUUAACAUCGCGCGAGGCGAUGCGGAGGCCGAUAUUGUUGGAGACGAUGCGGUAGCGACGAGACGACAGCCAUCCUUUGUCGACUUGCGCGGCCACGUUCACCAGAGUCAUGACCCAUCCUUGCUCGCCGGCCUUAACACCAACUGCGAACCUCUCGAUGAUCCUUCAUCUUCUGCGUUCGGUUUGCCUACAUACCAGGCGAAUGCUUCUCAACCAAGAUUCGACUUCAGAACGAUGGAGGAUUUUGCAGAGGCAGAAAAGGCGACGUUGGGUAUAUCAACCCCUGCAACAAAAUUUGUGCUGCCAGAGUCGCGGAACUUGCCCAACGAGGGUCCUUCAGAAGGUUCAGGCUCUUCAGCCUUCACAAUCCCGACCCCCCGUACGGCUCGGCAGCGCAAGCUGAGUCAGAGCAACACGAAUCCUCGUAUGCGGAAAGGUAUUGGCAAGAAGCUUGCUCUGUUUGAAGGAAACGUAGGCGCAGUUCCUCCUCCUCUUCCUGGCCGUCUUGGGAUGCAUUUUGUUGGUACCCAGCAUCCUUCCUCGACUGACGACCUCCCUGCUCAAGUUCCCUCUGGACCUGGGUUUGGUAUCUUAAAUACCGGUCAUGAUCGCCCUUACCGGUUCUCUUUUUACUCCAACGCACUCUCUGCUACCAUUCAUGCCCGAAGUCUUAGCGAACUGCCCGCAGACGGACAAUCAUUUGAAGACCUCUUUUCCGGUAUAGCAGCACCGUCGCCUUCGAACCCUCAGCUCAAAAGUGAUAGACCGUCUGCUUUUACACCACCUGAUAGACGCCAAAGUUAUGCACCAAGAAACGGUCCGCAUGGUUAUUUUCCUCCAACUGAAAAGCCUUCCUAUGACAACGGUAAUAGGAUAACCGGUGGUAUGAUGCCAAAUGGCAGCUUUGACGGUUCAACCUGGUGGCUAGACAUACAGAGUCCUACAGACGAGGAAAUGAAAGUGUUGAGCAAGGUUUUCUCGAUUCAUCCCCUCACAACCGAAGACAUCCAGAUGGAAGAAAUUCGCGAGAAGAUCGAACUCUUUCACAAUUACUACCUAGUCUGUUUCCGCAGCUUUGACCAGGAUCCAUACAGCCCUACACAUCUAGAACCACUCAAUAUGUAUAUUAUCGUUUUCCGUGAAGGUACCAUAUCGUUCCACUUCCGACCCACUCCUCACCCGCAAAACGUCCGUCGGCGUAUUAAACAGUUGAAGGACUACAUCAACGUCACCUCCGACUGGAUUUCCUACGCUCUCAUCGAUGAUAUUACUGAUGCGUUCGGCCCUCUAAUUCAAAAUAUUGAAUACGAAGUCGACAGUAUCGACGAGAUCGUGCUCAUUAUCAAGGAGGCAGAGCAGAGUGAUAUGCUACGGAGGAUCGGCACCUGUAGAAAGAAGGUCAUGGGCCUGCUUCGGCUAAUGGGAAACAAAGCUGAUGUCGUGAAGGGAUUGGCGAAGAGGUGCAAUGAGAAUUGGCAGGUUGCGCCGACCUCAGAUAUUGGCCUCUACCUCUCGGAUAUUCAAGACCAUCUCAUCACCAUGACGCAAAAUCUCAACCACUACGAGAAGAUUUUAUCACGCUCUCAUUCGAACUACCUGGCUCAGAUCUCUAUCGAGAUGACAGAUGCCAACAAUCAGAUCAACGACGUUCUCUCGAAGCUGACUGCCCUUGGUACAAUACUCAUUCCGAUGAACUUGAUUACCGGUCUCUGGGGAAUGAACGUCCACGUACCUGGCCAGAAUGUCCCGGGAUACGGUUGGUUCAUCUCGAUAAUAGCCUGUCUUACCGCUUUUGCAGUUGUCGGAGGCUACUUGACGCAUAAAUUUAUGCGGCGAUAGACUUCAGCACUCGAUUUCAUAAUAUUAUUAUAAUCGUUGUAUUUCUAUCAUGAUUGACAUUACGUCUAACUAGCAUACGGAUUCAGAUAUCGUAAGGGUUGCUAAACGUAGGCACUUGCACCCGCACCCACUUUUGUCCAUUGCAGUAUACAACUACAAAGUUAUUUACUCUCUCCACGAAGCAGGUAUCAUUCUUAAUGUUCUAGUCGAUGCAAUACUAUUUCCGGGUCAUGCCAUGCUUUUUUUCUUUGUU
Desarmillaria tabescens is the source of this 2479-nucleotide messenger RNA. RefSeq lists its product as uncharacterized. The record is from RefSeq and is a predicted model, not a curated record. Gene Ontology annotation, molecular function: magnesium ion transmembrane transporter activity. Lineage: Eukaryota; Fungi; Basidiomycota; Agaricomycetes; Agaricales; Physalacriaceae. Gene Ontology annotation, biological process: magnesium ion transmembrane transport; intracellular magnesium ion homeostasis. Gene Ontology annotation, cellular component: membrane. The coding region runs from base 73 to 2226 and encodes 717 amino acids. The transcript is spliced from 6 exons.